Silurus meridionalis is the source of this 2138-nucleotide messenger RNA. RefSeq names its product WD repeat domain, phosphoinositide interacting 1 (gene wipi1). Gene Ontology annotation, molecular function: phosphatidylinositol-3-phosphate binding; phosphatidylinositol-3,5-bisphosphate binding; protein binding. The record is from RefSeq and is a predicted model, not a curated record. Bases 221 to 1549 code for a protein of 442 amino acids. The transcript is spliced from 13 exons. Gene Ontology annotation, biological process: protein lipidation; autophagy of mitochondrion; nucleophagy. NCBI's taxonomy places the organism in Eukaryota, Metazoa, Chordata, Actinopteri, Siluriformes, Siluridae. Gene Ontology annotation, cellular component: extrinsic component of membrane; phagophore assembly site membrane; cytosol.
UCUCACGCCGCCGCCGCCGCCGCUCACACGCACAUUAGACCCGGUCACAGCGCCUCUGUAGCCGGUUUAUUACCGGGCAGCGCCGCGGGGAGGUGGCCGGGAGGGAUGUGCUCACGUGUGUGGGUUUGUUUUCCGCAGGUCCUCGGCAGCGUGAGACGACUCGAGAGGAUCCGGGGGCUCCGGUGAAGGCGGGGCCGGGCGGAGGUCGCCGGCGUUCGGCAUGGAGAGCGGAGAUGCAGGCGGAGGAGCCCGCGGCCCGGCACUGCGCUGCGCCUCCUUCAACCAGGACUCCACGUCACUGGCUGUGGGAACUAAAGAAGGUUACAAGCUGUUCUCCGUCACCGCAGUGGAUAAACUUGAGUGUAUUCAUGAAAGUGCAGAGAACCCGGACGUCUACAUCGUGGAGCGUCUGUUCUCCAGCAGCCUGGUGGUGGUGGUGUGUCACUCGAUGCCGCGCCGAAUGAACGUCUAUCACUUCAAGAAAGGGACGGAAAUCUGCAACUACAGCUACUCCAACUCCAUCCUCGCCGUGCGCCUUAACCGACAGAGGCUGGUGGUUUGUCUGGAAGAGUCCAUUUACAUCCACAAUAUAAAGGACAUGAAGCUUCUGAAGACCCUUCUGAACACACCAUCCAAUCCCUCAGGUCUCUGCGCUCUCUCCAUCAACCAUUCCAACUCUUUCCUGGCGUAUCCCGGAAGCAGCACCAUCGGAGAGAUCAUCGUCUACGACGCCAACAAUCUGAACACAGUGACCGUGAUUCAAGCUCAUGACAGUCAGUUGGCCGCCAUCACCUUCAAUGCCUCAGGCACCAAACUGGCCAGUGCCUCAGAGAGGGGCACAGUGAUCAGAGUGUUCUCCAUUCCAGAAGGACAGAGACUGUUUGAGUUCCGCAGGGGAAUGAAAAGAUACGUGAACAUCAGCUCUCUGUCCUUCAGUCCUGAUGCUCAGUUCCUCUGUGCCUCGAGCAAUACCGAGACGGUCCACAUUUUCAAAUUGGAGCAGCACGGACACAGUGGCGAGGAGGAGAACCCCUCGUGGUCAGCGUACGUAGGCAAGAUGUUUUCAGCAGCAAGCAGCUACCUGCCAUCCCAGGUUUCAGGAAUGAUGAGUCAGGAUCGAGCGUUCGCCACGGUCCGCCUCAACACACACGGCCACAAACACACCUGCACUUUAACAACAAUCCAGAAGCUUCCACGGCUCCUCGUCGCCUCGUCUGAAGGGCAGCUCUUUAUUUAUAACAUCGACCCUCAGGACGGGGGCGAGUGCACCCUGGUGCACACGCACAGGCUGUUAGGAUCGGAAGAGGAGUCCGAGGUGUCCGAGGAAACGGCGGCUCCUUCCUACGCUGCCACGGCGGCCAUCGGCACCCACGGACCCGUCUCUACUACGCUAACCGGAUAUUCCGAGGACGGAGGGGUGAUGAAGGGCGAGGUGAUUCCCGAGCACGAGUUCGCCGCCGGUCCCGUGCGCCUGGACGACGAGACCGAGUUUCCUCCAAUAAAUCGGUGUCUUGGUGGAUCUCGUCGUGGCAGAACCGGCCGCCCGUGAGAGCCUUCCAUCCGGACCGGGACGACCCUCAGUACACGAGCCGGCAACUAAUUAAUGCGUUUCAGGAAUAAUUAACUCCCAGUUCCCGGAGUAAUCCGAGUCAUUUCAGGGUGCUAACGAUUUCACGAUCACGAAAAACAAAACCCCGCAGAAGCACCGGGAGGGGGCGUAGUCAGCAUGGUUGCUCGCUCUCCCAAAGGGCCGUGUUAUAUGCAUGAACAAAACCGUCGCCACGGACACGACACGCGUCUCAGCAAGAUGUUAAAAAAGAAAGGAGGGAAAAAACCUGUAGCAUCGUAUAUUAUAUAAUAUAAUAUUUUAUUCUAUUAUAAAUACGGAUACAUUUUGUUUAACCUCGUCAUAUUUACUGAUGGAUUCCGUUGUUUUGUUUUUUUUGUUUUGUUUUUAACGUGUAUUAAUACCUAAUCCUUGUUUACACGUCACCAUCCUGAACACUAAUACCACAGGAUGUGCUUUUAAAAUAAAAACAUGUACGUGCCUAUGAGUUUCUUUGUACGUCGCAGAAGUUUGCUGGAAGACCAAAAAAAAAAAAAAAAUGUAGAAACUAGGAAUAAAUUGAUGCAAAGCA